UAAACGUCAAAGUCAUUUUCAAGAAACAAUUGUAACCUCCUUCACAGAAUAAUACUACAUUAUAAUGUCUAAUAGCAAUUUAUUUCUGAAAUCCGGAUUCGUUCGAGCACCAUUGCAGAAUGGUGUCGGUCGUUAUGUUUGUCAAUUGCAGAGGAUUGUUUUAAAAUUCUGCAAAAGUCACGGCGGGAGCCGAGGAAUGAGAGAUUUUAUUGAACAGGAUUUAGUCGAUUUCGCAAGAGACAAUCCCAGUGUAGUGGUUUACUUGAAGCCGCGAAGACAUCGGAGUCCAGUCGUUGUAGCCGAGUAUCUAAAUGGCGAUAGAGUUUGGAUGAGUAUGCAAAACAAGACACACUCGGAGAUCACAAAAUGGAUUGAGAACAUGAGAACACAGCAGGGAGACUUAUCUGCGCUGCGACUCAGGAAAUAUCAAUACACCGAUCACCCAUCCAUCCAGGGUCCGUGGACACCGUUCACAUUCAAGAAUCCUGAACUCAACGUAGCCACAUUACCCGAUCCCAAAUUCGGUGCAAACGAUAGAUUACCAAUGUCAGCGACGGAACAGCUUAGAAUGAUGUUUGAAAAACAAAGCAUCGGUAGCAAAGAAGACACAGAAGAAAAAAAGGCGGAAUAAAUAUAAAAUAAUUUAGUCUUAUUAUCUAGUGUAGACUUAUGUACAUAAAAUAGAUACCACAGAAUAUAAAAUUAGGUGUAA
Molecule: messenger RNA, 712 nt
Organism: Danaus plexippus (monarch butterfly)
Lineage: Eukaryota; Metazoa; Arthropoda; Insecta; Lepidoptera; Nymphalidae
Gene: mRpL43
Product: large ribosomal subunit protein mL43
Exons: 3
Coding region: 65-631 (188 amino acids)
Biological process (GO): mitochondrial translation
Cellular component (GO): mitochondrial large ribosomal subunit
Molecular function (GO): structural constituent of ribosome
Source: RefSeq, a predicted model, not a curated record